Messenger RNA from Paralichthys olivaceus (Japanese flounder), 1034 nucleotides. RefSeq names its product transmembrane protein 252. The record is from RefSeq and is a predicted model, not a curated record. Lineage: Eukaryota; Metazoa; Chordata; Actinopteri; Pleuronectiformes; Paralichthyidae.
CAACAUGUGUUGGUGUUCAAAUUUGGAGAGGGCACUUGUUUCUAGUAUAAGAGACUGAAACUGAAAACUGAAAGUAAUUUACAGUAGUGUCAUCAGGACUUUUCAAGGUUCUCUCCAUCACAAGACACAAAAAAGGAGGGAAAGGCGACAAGUGAGUGAAAUGAUCAUGAAUGUGACGAAGCAGAUGUGGUCUCUGGCCCGUAUCGUCCUGCCCGGUGUGGGAUUUGCGUUGACGUGCAUCGGGGCGUACCUGCUGUCCCUGCCGAACAGGUUGGAGUGCACCUGGAGGAUAGUCCCAGCCUAUAUCAUGGUCGCCUUCGGCCUCAUGGUGAUCCUCAUCGGGGUUUUCUGGUCCAUCUGUCACAGCAUGAAGAGCAAGAUGUACCAGAGAGGAGGACCUGAGCAGCACCUCCAAAUCUACACCAUUGACAGACCAAGCUCCUUUCCUCCGUCGUACGAGGAGUCCCAGACUGGCCAGGUCUCUUCUGAUACGCUCCCCGAGUCUGUGGUUGUGGAUGUUGAGAUGAGUCUCGCUCCUCCUCUGUACAGCGAGGACAGCUCAGAGGCCCCCGACUGCACGUGGAGCUGGGAGCAGCCUCCUCGGUACAGUCAGGUGGAGCAGCAGGGACGAAACGUUUUCCCCUCACUGACUGAGAGAUGAGAUGUAAUGCAAAAAAAAAAAAAUGCAAAAGACGCGUCAAUGGAUGGCCUGGCUGCAAAACGAUGGACCUCAGAGACAUGUUGACAUCACCUUUGUGCCAUGGAUCCACAUCCAGCUCUUAACCUCUGAACUCAAACAAACUGCUCAGACUUGUUUCAGCCCAGAGCUAUUUAUAGAAGAACAGGCUGGUCAGUUAAACUGUGGAUCAGUGUUGAUGUUAUAUCAGUGGUUCCUUUAAAAAAGGUUGAGCUUUACAUCUGAGUUAUGAGACUGUUGACGAACAACUGAGAACAGUUUGAACCUGGUGAAUGGAUGGACGCGUGAAGUGACUAAUAUACUUGUAUUUAUUUUUUACCUGCACUGUGUUAUAAAA